Nilaparvata lugens (brown planthopper) is the source of this 5058-nucleotide messenger RNA. RefSeq names its product flagellar attachment zone protein 1. Gene Ontology annotation, cellular component: endoplasmic reticulum membrane. The coding region runs from base 156 to 2948 and encodes 930 amino acids. The record is from RefSeq and is a predicted model, not a curated record. Lineage: Eukaryota; Metazoa; Arthropoda; Insecta; Hemiptera; Delphacidae. The transcript is spliced from 18 exons.
CAAUCCAAUAUGUAACCUCUAUCUCUGUUGUAUGUGGUAGUGACAGGAAAGCAAAACGUUUCUGGUCUCUUCUAGAGACGUGGCGUGUGAGGUUGUGAUGUAUUAGAGAAUCUUGAGUCAUUUGGUCACUUGAAAUUGUCCCUUUUAUUGAAACAAUGGAUUUGCAAACAGCGUUCUUAUGCUUAACCAUAUGUGUGGUUUCGGCUCUUGUAAUCUAUGGAAUUAUUGUAUCGACCAUGAAAGAGAAGACCUACGAUGAGGCAAUGGCUGAUCGGAGAAAGAAAACUGAGGAACAGUACGGGACAACAAAAUCUACGAAAGACAAGAGCAAAGAUAAGAAGCUGAAGAAAGCUGGAAAGAAGGUGAAGGAGAAGGCUGCCAGCGAGCAGCAGAGUGCAGCAAAUGUUUCGGACAAUGAGCAAGGCAAGCCACAGCACGUGGUUUUCGCUGAAGAGCCGCAAGUCAACAUUUUGACAGAAGAUCCUGUUUUGGUGUCCGAAGAUAAAGAGAAAAAGAAGCCAAAGAAGAAAGAAAAGCCGAUAUUGUUGAAUAAGAAUGAGCCCACCCUGUUAGCCGAUAACCCGCCUCCUGUGCAAAAUCAUUUUGAAAAGAUUCAUCCGAAAGAUGAUUUGGAGUUGAAGCGCAGUCACAGCCAUGAAGAAGUGCACAAAGAGUCAGCGCCAGUGAAGGAGCAGCCUGCGCAGAAGCAGGCCAAAUCGAAAGCAUCGGCUGCACCCAAGCAGCAGCAGCCUGAAACUCAACCGAAGCCUGAGAAGAAGGCGCAACAGCCUUCAGUCAAGAGCACCAACCCACCGGCCGCCGAGAAGACCAAAACUGCGGCCGCCAACCCGGACAAGAAAGAGCAGACCUCCAGCAAAUUGACGGCGAAACCGGCUCAAGCCACAGCGGUGGCCAUACUGCCCGCUCAAGAGACCGUCUCUGCUCCCGCCAUUGUCCAGUCCGGAUCACCCACCGUCAAACCCAACAAAAAGAAGAAGUCCGAACUCACUGUACUGCAGCAGAUGAGCAGUGAUAAGGAGGGCGUUAAUGUGAACCUGCUCAUUCCCCUAGUGCGCAAGGCAGAAAUGUCUAGAUCUGAAAUUCAGCUUCUCAUUGACACUUUGCUGAAUAAACAGUCUGACUCCACUGACAUCUCUUCUGAAUGGAUCGAGGGCCGGCAAGACCCAGUGAUGAAACUGAAGAAGCAGCUGGCUGACAAGGAGCGCGACCUGACGGAGGAGCAGGAGAAGACGCUGGGCCUGCACAACCGCCUCAAGGAGCUGCGAACCGAACUGAACGGCGAGAAGCAUCAGGUGCGCGCGCUGGAGGGCGCACUGCAGGCAAGGCAAGCCGAGCUCGCCGCAGUUGCUGCCAAGCUGCAGCAUGCCGCUGACGAGAAGCAGGCGCAUGCGCAACAACUGCAACAGCUGCAAAGCAAACUAGGGGAAGAAAGACGAGUAAUAAUGAAAUUGCAAGAGGAGAGCGGUCAGGCGCAGGGUGCCUUCCAGACAGAGCUGCUCGCUCGUCAGCAGACAGAACUGGUCGUUGCAACGCUCAACGAGCAGAUACGCCAACAGCUAGAGACGAUUGCGGCGCUUGAAGCGCAGAUGAACGGGCAGCUGCAGGAGCGUGAAGGCCUCACCAGCGAGCUCAACAUGCUCAGACAGGAGCGCUCCUCCCACCUGCAAGACUCGGCCGCGCAGGCGCAGGACUUGAUCCGCCAGAUCGAGGAACUGAGACAAGUGCAAGCGAAAAUGAGUAUUGUGAUGGGAAAUUCUCACAUGGAAAACACCAAGCUAGCCAACGAAGUGGCAGAACUGAAAGAGCAGCUGUCCUUAUCGAGUAGUGAAAAUGAAAAAUUAAAUGCAGCUUUACAAAACAUUCAGGCAGAAAAUAAGAGACUUACUCAGCAGGUGUGUUCGGCGAGUGUAGAGGCGACGCAGCUGCGCAGUGAGAAGGAGAGCCUGGCUGCGCAGGUGACCGCCUCCAUGGAGCGGCCGGCCACCGAGGGCCGCGAGAACGGCGACUCAAACAACUACAACGAGAGCAAGCAUGCGCGUAUCGAGGACCAAGACAGUUUACAAAAUAACAAAGACUUACUCCUAGAAAUGAAGGGUCAACUGAAAUCGAAAGAGUUGACAAUCGACAGCCUUACUAGCGAAUUGCAAACCUACAAGACUGAAGUGACAGAGCAGCAGACUGUGCUGAAGAACCUGAAGGAAGAAGUGAACACACACAAGCAGGAGGCCGAGCGACUCUCAGCCGAACUGCUGCAGCAGAAGUCGCAAAUCUCCUCACUCAAUGAGAAGCUGCAGUCGCAGAUCACCAAAAACAAUGACUUGCGAAAAAAGAAUUGGAAGGUGAUGGAAGCUUUGUCAUCUGCAGAAAAUAAGCUACAAACUAAAAUGAAAGAAUCUCAAAGACUAGGAAAUGGAGUGGCUGAAAAAAUGCUACAAGAACAGCAGUCUUCCACAAGAAAGCUUUUGCUUCGAAUUUUCCCCGAAAUGAAUGUUCCUGAAAUCAAGGACCAAAACAAAUGGUUGGAUGAGCUGGAGUCGGCUGUGAGUGAGUGGAAGUCGAAGCAAACACCGGCCGAGCAGCCAGCCGACUUGGCCGACCUUGAAAAGCAAAACGCCCAGCUACAAGCAAUGGUUUCUCAUUACAAGAAAAUCAUUGCAGAUACGGAGGGAAUGUUGAACAGACUGCAGAGCCACGUGGAGGAGGAGGAGGGCAAAUGGGGGGAGGAGAUGGAGACCCUACAAUGCCAAUUGGAAACUGUGACAAGAGAAAGAGACGCUCUUCAGGCGAGUAGUGGGGCUCAUCAAAACAAGACAGCUAAUGGAUAUUGUCUAAUUGAUACUGCUAGUCAAACCUCCUCUAAACGUCGAAGUUUUACAGGAUGGUUGCGGAAAAGAGUAGGCCUAAAGAAGAGAAACUCCAAGACCUGAAAGACAGCGGUCAACGUCUUGAGAUGAAACUGCUGAAUGAAGCCUUAAGGUCACGCCUGAAUACGUAGUGGUGAAAGCUAAUUUAUGAUAAUUUUAAAUUUAUAUGAUAAAUUCAUACAAUUAGUUUAUUAAUGAAAUAUAUUUAUAUUUUCGCAUCUUUCCAUUAUAUUAUUGGGACCUGAAGAGUUUCUUUCUUGAUUUUAGAUUAAGGUAGAUUGUAUGUCAUAUUCUGCACAAAUUUAAUCCAAUCUAUUAUUUUUCAAUACAAUUGUAAUUGAAUAGUUUUAGUUCCUAAUCUCUGUUUUCAUUGUUGAUUUUUGUUUUAAUGUGUUUAAAAUUUAGAUGAUUAUAUAAAAUGCCCCAUCUUACUACUUGCACAAAAAAUUGUAUUUGCUGCCAGUCUUCAAUUUCUUGGAUUGGUACUUAUUACUAAUUCUAAUACAAAUCAAAUAUUAAAAUUAAUAUCUUCAAUGAUUUGAUUUGAAAAUCUUUUAUUAAUUUUUACUGAUAUCAUUCAAUCAGAAAUUCACUUGGUUUGUAAAAAAAUUAAUUUAUUUUGAAAUUGGCAAAUUUUAUGUUCUCUAUAUUUAUUAUAAUCGAUAACAUUAACGCUAAAGCUAUAAUUACUUGGCUCAUCUUAUUUGAGUCAAUGUAAUUUUGACUUUUUAGAACAUUCCUUCUUUCUGAAUCAAAGAGAAAAUCUUGUAUUUUUAUUGUGUUUAAAUGGAGCAAAAAAUAUAUAACGUGUAGUGUGGUGGUGGAGAAUAAUAUUGGACUGUUGGAUGUAUUCAGCGUUUUAUAAGCUAAUAAUCCUAUUUUUCUAGAGUUCCUAAAAAUCCUGACUCUGAUAUUAAAAAUCGAUUAACGUCUAAUAACUUCAAAUCAAAGUUAAAAUUCCAUAGAAGUUAUAAGUACCUAACCAACUAAAAAACUUUCUUAAUUGAUAAAUUAAUGUAUGGUAUUUUCAAUCUUGAUUUAAGCCAACCACUAAACCUCCAUAAAAACAACUUUUGAUGCUAUACCGGUGUAGAUAUUCAUUAAAAAUGUUAUGCUUGUAACGAAUUAUUUGAAAAAUGUAGUUAAAAAAGAAGAUUCAUAUUUUUCAAAUUGUGCUAACAUUGAAUUAUAUUAUUUCUGAUAUUUUGAAUUAAUGUAGAUUUGAUAAUUAUUCCAACAUAGAGAAUAAAGAGAAGUUUUUUAAUAUUUCAGUAAAUACUCAAAUAAUUUUCAGUUAUUUAUACAAUUUAUAUUUCAAAUUAUUGUGAUCCAAUCAAACGGUUUCAAAAAAUUAUCAAUUUUAAUAUUGAAAAAUUAUAUUUAAUCCUUGAUAUUUGUAAAACCAGAUACUUGUCUUCCUUAUUUUAAUUUGAAAUCUUAACUAAAAACUACGGCAAUUCAUUUCACUCAAUUAUGCUUUCAUCGAAACGUCUUUCUCAACAGUUUUUUCAAUUGCAGCUCUUUACAAAUAAAUAUUAUUGUGAUUAUGUUUAUAGUAUAAAUUUGUUUUUAAUUCAAAGUUUUAAUAUUAUGUUAUUACAUACACUUGUUGAGCUAUGGUGUUAUUUUAAGUAUCCAUUAUAAUUGUUUAAUGCAUAUUUUCAUUCCAUGUGAUUGGAUUGGUUUCUCAGCUCUUGAUUGUCAAAACUUGUAGUAAUUUUCUACUUCAGGUCCCUAAUAUCCGUUCACUAAUAUAUUGAUUUUAAUUUUCCAGUUCUUGUUGAUUUCUUUAAACUGAAUUUCAUAACUUUUAUUUCCUGAUAAUUUUUUUAAACAAUUCUUGUUACUUUAUAAUGUUGAAAUUUAUAUCCACAACUUGGAAACCCGAAUUUGGUUAUGGGAUCCUAGCUUUGAAUAAAUUAUGUAUGUUGAGUCUAGUUGAUUUUUGUCAAGUAGCAAUUUUAUUAAGUUAGUGAUUUAUAAAAUAGCUUGACGUACAUUUAAAAUGCAAUAAUAUUUAUACUAAGGUGGCCUGUAAAUUACUUAUUUCACAAGUGACACGUAAAUGUUGAGUAAAUUUGUAUGUAAUUGUUUUCCAAUUUUCAAAACGUUCUAUAUUGUAAUAAAUUCAUUCGAUGAAAUGCUGUCAAUAAAAUGAAUUAUUUCGUAAGAA